Gilbertella persicaria is the source of this 4651-nucleotide messenger RNA. Its product is annotated as SNF2 family N-terminal domain-containing protein. NCBI's taxonomy places the organism in Eukaryota, Fungi, Mucoromycota, Mucoromycetes, Mucorales, Choanephoraceae. The transcript is spliced from 5 exons. Gene Ontology annotation, cellular component: Swr1 complex. The record is from RefSeq and is a predicted model, not a curated record. Gene Ontology annotation, molecular function: ATP-dependent chromatin remodeler activity; histone binding; ATP binding. Bases 100 to 4527 code for a protein of 1475 amino acids.
CAGAAUGAAAUGAGAUAAAAAACCGUAGUUUUAAUCUCGAAAAGAAAGUAACACCUUGAUUUUUUUUUUCACAAAAACCCUUUUCUUUCGUUUUCUCUUAUGACAGAUACUGACAACGCGUCAAAAAGCAGCAGUAGCGAAGUUUCGUCUAAACAACCACGACUCACCAAACGAGCAAAGCAAAUAGAAGAAAAGCUCAAGAAUAAAACAGCUACUUCUCUUUUUGACACAGAUGGCGACCUGAGUCGACGUAAUAUUAUUGAGGGUGGCAGAAGGAAUCGAAAGAGACCUCAGACGUUUGAGCCUGUGUCGUCCUUACCACAAACGCUUAAACGAAAAAGAACCACACCUACACCACCUCCUAAACCAACGUCCAAACCAACAAUCAAAGCAAUACCUAAGGGAGCACCCAAGAGAACACUCAAACUAACAUCGAAAACAAAAGUAGUUUCCAAAAGAGCAAGGACAACAACUGCAGCUUCAAGAAAAGUCAAACAGUCUUUUUCCCCACCACCACUACCACCUCCUCCACCUAGACCGACGACUAUGGUGAUCAAGAAACAAACUAUGCCUAUCAUACAAAAUGCAAGAGAAAAGCUAUUGCUAACACCUAUCUCUGAGCAAGAUACAUCUCGAAACGAUGAGAUCAGUAAAAGACUAAAGCAAAUGGAGAUCAUUCAACAACAUCAUAAUGCCUCUGUGAAAGAACUAUACCACCUUGAAUUAUUCCAAAACAUACUUGAAUACAAUCCCAAUGCUUUCAUUAACGAUGUGCGCUACAAUAAGUAUAUGGACGAAUAUGACAUGUGGGAGAGAUUAAGACAAAAUGAAUCUUUCACGUCUACUAUUCAAGAUCCUUCUCUCAUUGAUUUGUUACAGAGUGCUAUUUAUGAAUCAGCACAUAUAUCCAAUAAACAGGAAAAUGACUAUGUCAAUACCAUCCAUACAGGCACAGGUUUACGUCGUAUCAAUCGUCAAUUUGCUACACUAGAGGAAUAUUUAAAUUCGUUUUAUGCAGCUGACGAAGGCAUGGAAGACAAUACACCAGAAGCGCGCGAAGCUUAUAUUGAAAAGGAACGAAAGAUUCGUCAACGUCUUUACGAUUUAGAACGACGAGGAGGAUUCUCUACGGAAUUACAACAGAUUGCUCAUCGCCGUCCCUUUCAUCCACCUCAGAAACAUACUGUUGUGCAUGACCACUUAUUGACGGAUAUAACCAUGACAGCCAAAAACUUUCAUACAAGUGCAAAAUACAGACGUAAUGCAGCUCGUAGAUGCGCUAAAGCAGUCGAAAGAUAUUGGGAUCAGAUUAGAACACAUGAUGAACGUAUUGAACGAGAGGAAACAAAGCGAUUGAUUCGCUUGGCCAAGUGGACAUCGCAGCAAAUUAAAAAAAAAUGGAAAGUAGUCGAGCGUGUAUGUGAGGCACGACACAAAGAAAUUCUCAAGGAACAACAAGCUAGAGAAGGACGACGUCAUUUGGAACUGAUUUUAGAGCAUUCUGAACAAAUGCUAGGUGUUCGAAAAGAAGAACUGCGUCAGUAUCAACCAGAAUCAGAGGCGAACGAAAAAGAACAUAUCAUUCAAGAAAGCAGUGCUAGCAGAGAUGAUGAAUCAAGUGCAUUAGAAAGAGAGCAAGACUUGUCAAUAGAGGAAUUGAUGGAUAAAUAUCACAAUGAGAAUGAGAAUGAAGAAUACGACAUGACAGAUGAAGAGCAAGAUGUACCUAUAGAAGAAGAUGGCCAAAGUGAAGACGACGAUGAAGAACUAGAUGCUUUAAAUGACGAAGCAGAACUGAGUGUUGAAGAAUUACUACAAAAGUAUAAUUACCAAUUAGAAGAACAAACAUUGCCCCAAGAGACAGAAAAAAAGGAAAUUCAGCCCACAGGUAAUACCCUUGCUACUACCAAAGUCAGUACGCCUAUCCCUCAUCUUUUGCGUGGAACAUUACGUGAAUACCAACAUGUUGGUCUGGAUUGGCUAGCCAGUCUGUAUAACAACGGACUUAACGGAAUCUUGGCCGACGAAAUGGGUCUUGGAAAGACCAUUCAAACAAUCUCUUUAUUAGCUUACCUUGCUUGCGAAAAAAAGGUCUGGGGUCCACACCUGAUUGUGGUACCUACCAGUGUUAUCUUGAAUUGGGAAAUGGAAUUCAAGAAAUGGCUGCCUGGUUUCAAAAUUAUGGCGUAUUAUGGAUCUCCCAAAGAGCGCAAAGAAAAGCGUUCUGGUUGGUCCAAAGAUAAUGCGUUUCAUGUCUGUAUCACUUCUUACCAGCUUGUCUUACAAGACCAGAAUGUGUUCAGAAGAAAAGCAUGGCAUUAUUUGAUUUUAGAUGAGGCACACCAUAUCAAGAAUUUUAGAUCUCAACGCUGGCAAGUUCUUUUGAACUUUAAUUCGAAACGCAGAUUGCUGUUGACUGGUACGCCCCUGCAGAACAAUCUAAUGGAACUAUGGUCUUUGCUUUAUUUUUUGAUGCCAAAUGGCGUUUCUCAGGAUAUGCCUAUCGGGUUUGCUAACCUAAAGGAGUUUCAAGAAUGGUUUUCGCAUCCUGUAGAUCGAAUGAUUGAAAACCAUCAAGAAUAUGGUGUAGAUGAAGAAUCAAAAGCUGCGAUUCAAAAAUUACAUACAGUAUUACGCCCUUAUUUACUACGUCGACUUAAAUUGGAUGUAGAAAAACAAAUGCCCGAAAAGCAUGAACAUAUAGUAUAUUGUCGAUUAUCUAAACGUCAGCGCUUCUUAUACGAUGACUUUAUGAGUCGAGGCAAGACAAAGGAGACAUUGGCUAGUGGCAACUUUUUGAGUAUCAUCAACUGUUUAAUGCAAUUACGAAAAGUCUGCAACCAUCCAGAUUUGUUUGAAGAGCGACCUAUUCUGACAAGUUUUGCCAUGGACGACAGUGUGCAGUUUGUUGGACAAUUGCUCGAGUCAUUCAUUCGAAAGCGAUUUGCCAGUAGAGAUGAUACAAAAGUCAAUCUUGGUUUUCUGAAUUUGAUCUUGACAGAUACCCAAAACAAUGCUAUCAUGAGUCAAACAGUAGCACAAGAAGUCAUGCGAUUGGAAGCCUCAAAAGAGAUCUUCAAGACAAUAGCAGCGUAUCAAAAACGCAUUGCUACCUCUGAAUCCCGCAGUGUCAAUUCACUCAAAAACUACUAUGACCUAAAGAAAUACGCCAAAUAUCGAGAAGCAGAAAAAAUCAAACAUACGAUAAGCAGGUGGGAAAGAAUCAAUUACAUUAAUCAUUUUAGAUGUGCACGUCGGCCACUGUACGAUGCAAGCCUUCUUCAAAUGAUUUCACCCACUUAUGCAUUCUCACACCAUCCCCGUCGAUACUUUGACUAUUGCGAUUCUGUGUGUCAUGCUGUGCAACCGUAUAAGGAUCGAAUUCAACAACACCGAGAUGUGAUAGAAGAGUUUGGGUUUGUGACGCCCAAAGCAGUUGUUCCAGCAACCAAAUUGCCUAUACCAAAAAAACUGCGGGAGGCGCAUAGUGUUGAGAAUGAUAUUUUCCACACGAUAGAAUCUAGACUCUCUAUUGCAUUUCCUGAUAAGCGACUGCUCCAAUACGAUUGCGGUAAGCUUCAAAAGCUUGAUAAACUGCUGAGAGACUUGGCUGCAGGAGGUCACCGUGCAUUGAUCUUUACACAGAUGACGCGCGUCUUGGAUGUCCUAGAGAUUUUUCUAAACAUGCAUGGUCACCGCUACUUAAGAUUAGACGGUGCUACUAAAGUGGAGCAGCGUCAAGUCCUGACUGAGCAUUUCAACAACGACAGGCGUAUCUUGUGCUUUAUUCUCUCUACUCGAAGUGGUGGUCUCGGUAUUAAUUUAACAGGUGCAGAUACAGUCAUUUUUUAUGAUUCUGAUUGGAACCCGUCUAUGGACAAGCAGUGUCAAGACAGAGCACAUCGAAUCGGCCAAACCAGAGACGUGCAUAUUUACCGAUUUGUUACUGAAUUUACAAUUGAAGAAAACAUUUUCAAGAAGGCAAACCAAAAGAGAAUGCUCGAUAAUGUUAUUAUUCAGGAAGGUGAUUUUACAGAUGAUUACUUUAAUAAGAAUGAGUGGUGGAAAGACCUCCCCGAAGUGGUUGGGGCAAAUCAUCAGCAAUCGCAAAAGUCAAUAGAUUAUGAGCAAGCACUUUUACAAGCAGAAGAUGAAAAUGAUGCUGCUGCUGCGAUUGUUGCUCGGAAUGAAAUGGAUAUGGAUGAAAAUGAAUUUGACGAACAAACUCAGCAACCAAGUGAAGUCUCUUCUCGACCCAUGUCACCUUCUUCCUCUAAUGCUCAACCAUCAAGAGAACAAAGUAUUCAGCCAUCAGAAGAGCAAAUUGUUCAGCCAUCAAGAGAACAAAGUGUACAAAAGACGAAUGAUGACGAGAGCGCGGACGAAGAGGACAUGGACGAACAAGAAGAAGAUGACAUGCAAUUAGACGUAGGACAUGUGGAUCAAUAUAUGUUGCAAUUUUGGGAACGAGAAAUGGUUGGAAUAAACCUUGGAUUUGGUAGCUUUCCGCCAGAAGAAGAAAGUUAAGGACUUAAUGAUGCUUUGCGUCCGCGCACUCGAUUUUUUAACCAAAAAGGGCUUUUUUGUGUAAUUCAGUGUUGAUAUAACAAAAAAUAAAAAUAAAAAGCUAUUCUUUUACAAAAAAAAAGGG